UCCCGACAGCCACGAUCAACCGAAUCCCAUGAGCCGUCCGCCCUGCCAGUCAUCUCAUCUGUGCUAGCCAGGCAAGACGACACCGCCAUCGCAGCUCCAUUACUCCUCCAGCCAGUACUCCAAUCCCUGCUGCUGCGUUUCAUGGCGACAUAUAGCAGCUAAACCUCGAUGCUUGCGUCCAUCUGCACACGUACCGCAGUCCGCAGUGACGCCAGAACAUCGAGCUGUAGCGGCCAGGCCAAGGAUAGAUCCGGCAGAGGCCGGCCGGCGUCGUACGUGAGCUCGAGAGGCGGCCAGGGGGGUUGAGAUGCGGAGCGGCGGGUGCGCGGUGCAGCAGGAGCUGGCGGGGGACGCAGCCGCCGUGAUGCACCAGGCGGUGAGCCUGGCGCGCCGCCGGGGACACGCGCAGGUCACGCCGCUGCACGCCGCCAGCGCCAUGCUCGCGGACGCCGGGGGCCUCCUCCGCGCCGCCUGCCUCCGGUCGCGGGCGAGCUCCCACCCGCUCCAGUGCAAGGCGCUCGAGCUCUGCUUCAACGUCGCGCUCAACCGCCUCGCCACGGCGGGGGCCCCGGCGGCCAUGUUCCACCACUUCCACCGCGCGCCGGCGCUGUCCAACGCGCUCGCCGCCGCGUUCAAGCGCGCGCAGGCGAACCAGCGCCGGGGAGGGGGAUCUACCUCCGCGGAGGUCGCCGCCAGGGUCGAGCUCGAGCAGCUCGUCAUCUCCAUCCUCGACGACCCUGGCGUCAGCCGCGUCAUGCGCGAGGCCGGCUUCUCCAGUGCCGAGGUCAAGGCCAACGUCGAGAAGGCGGUCGUCUCAUCGUCGGAGCAGUCGUCAAACACGGCAAGCAGCACCAGCGCCUCCCCGAAUGAUCCUAAACCCAAGGAGGCCAGAGCAAAGGUCGACGUCGUCGGCGACGCCGCGGGGCGCGUGCUGGACUGCAUGGCGAGCCGACGGAACCGAUGCGUGGUGGUCGUCGGCGAGAGCGCGCCCGCCGCGGAGGGGGUGGUGAAGGCGGUGAUGGACAAGGUGAGCAAGGGGGACCUGCUGCUCCAGCACGAGUGCUUCAAGAGCGCCCAGUUCGUGCCCUUGUCGGCCGCCUCCUUCCAGGGCUUGCCGAGGGAGGAGGUGGAGGCCAGGGCCGCCGACCUGCGCGCGCUCGUGCGCGAGGGCUGCGCCGCCGGCAAAGGCGUGGUGCUCGUGCUCGAGGACCUCGCCUACGCCGCCGAGGCCUGGUCCGCCGCGUCGUGGAAGAGAAGUGACCCCCGCGCGCAUGUCCCCGUCGAGCACGCGGUCAUGGAACUCAGCAGCCUGGUGCGCGGCGGCCACGACAUGUUCUGGCUGCUUGGCUUCGGAACCUACGCGUCCUACACGAGCUGCAGGUCGGGGCAGCCGUCCCUGGAGGCCAUCUUGGAGCUACACCCCGUUCUCGUGCCGGACGGCAGCCUCGCGUUGAGCCUCGGCGGCGACAGUGAGAUCACACACUGCGGUGCCGACAUGGCCGUGGCGACGGCGGCGAGCGUCCCCUCGUGGGUUCGCCGAAGCCAACAAGGUCCAUUCCUCACCGGAUCGGAGCUCACGCUGAGCUUCACCUCUCCGGCAUCUUCCUCCUUCUACGGCUUCACCCGUUACGACGCCAACAUGAGCUGCGAGCCAUGGCAUGAUCGCAUCGACCGGCGGCAGCCGCCGUUGCUGAACCACGGGCACGAUGGCCCAAUGGCCCAGUCGCGCGAUCAGCAAUUUCUCGCGAACCCUAAUCCUGGGUCGUCUAGCUCGGUGUCCAAAUCUAACUCAUCGGACGCCGCGACGGAGCCUGCUGCAGCUCACCGCCGCCGUCCAAAGUUCACCGAGCUCACCGCGGAGAAUCUCAAGAUCCUGUGCAGCGCACUCGAGACGCGCGUCCCGCGCCACAGAGAUCUAGCUGCGGGCGUCGCUAGCGCCGUGCUCCAGCGCCGCUCCGGCGUGACAAGGACGACGCGGCCGAGCUCGGCGACGUGGUUGCUCUUCCAAGGGAGGGACGAUGACGGCAAGGCGGCGAUGGCCAGGGAGCUCGCCAGGCUUGUCUUUGGCUCCUACGCCGAGUUCACCUGCAUCACCGCGGCAAAGCUAACCUCCGGUUCCAACUCCGGCGACAGCCACAAGAGGCAGAGGUCGCCGGCGGACAACGAGCACGGCUACAUGCAGAGGUUCUACGAGGCGAUCCGCGAGAACCCUCACCGCGUCGUGAUGAUCGACGGCGUCGAGGAUGACUUCUCAGAAGUCGGUAUCAAGAAUGCCAUGGCAACCGGAACGGUGAGGGGUUUCGGCGGUGACACGGUCAGCUUGGAGGACGCCAUCGUAGUGAGCUGUCAAGUGUCCGGGUCGAGGUCUAGGGUUUCCUCCCCUCGGCCCGUGAAGCAACGACGUUUCAUGGGUGACGUCGACAGCAAGGCGGAAGAUGGCGGCGUGGAGAAAGGAGCUGUGCCACGGUUUGGCUUGGAUUUGAAUACCUGCGCCGCCAUGGUCGGAGAAGGGGAAGAAGCAGGGAGUUCUUUGCCUAAUGACAUGGAUAUCCUUAAAGCUGUGGAUGGCGUUUUCUUCUUCUAAUAUUAAAGGAAAAAUAGUUUGAUUAUUAGCUUUGCUUCAUUUGAUAACAAUUUUACCUGUUGCUAGCUGUUGCCCUAUUAUUUCUGCCUUGAAUAUUUUUUUCUUCAAGAAAACAUAUGGAACUAUGCAUCUUGUAUAUUAA
Messenger RNA from Panicum virgatum (switchgrass), 2726 nucleotides. RefSeq names its product protein SMAX1-LIKE 3-like. The record is from RefSeq and is a predicted model, not a curated record. The transcript has 2 exons. NCBI's taxonomy places the organism in Eukaryota, Viridiplantae, Streptophyta, Magnoliopsida, Poales, Poaceae. Bases 308 to 2584 code for a protein of 758 amino acids.